This is a messenger RNA of Sodiomyces alkalinus F11, 741 nucleotides long. RefSeq lists its product as hypothetical. Gene Ontology annotation, cellular component: EMC complex. The transcript has 2 exons. Bases 97 to 519 code for a protein of 140 amino acids. Gene Ontology annotation, biological process: protein folding in endoplasmic reticulum. Lineage: Eukaryota; Fungi; Ascomycota; Sordariomycetes; Glomerellales; Plectosphaerellaceae. The record is from RefSeq and is a predicted model, not a curated record.
UGAGACAACGCUUAUUGAAACAAGAGCAGCCGGGGAACGUUCUACUUCGAGUUCAUCUUGGUCAUCGCAAGUACAGUAGCACAAUCAACACUCAAUAUGGCCUGGAUUUCCCGCUCGAUCAUCAUAGCUGGUCUCCUCCUUCUUGCCCAUGCAUGCUAUUCGGUCCAGGAGCACGCGGCCCUCCAAUCUUUCCAAGCAGCUUCGUCCCUGACCGCAGGAACACCCAAGUCAUCUGGCAGCUUACUACCAACCGAUAUCGUCGUCGAAACUAUUCUGGCAACGGUCGUUGUUUGCCUUGGCCUCAUUUUCAGAGCCCCUGAUCUGCGUCCAAUCCAAUGGCGCGUCUGGGCAGGCAGGAUCGAGAGAGUGUGUGAAGGGAGCCGCGGAGAACCCGGGCACGGUUUUACAGGCAAUCCGUUUCGCAUUUUGGAAAGUCGACCUGGGUUUGUCGACAUCAGAAAACAAAGGCAUGAGUUCGCGGACUGGGCUAAAAGUCGCGAGCUGCUGGUUCGGGAUUAAAGAAUCCGCUGUUUCACCAGAUAAGCAGUCUUUUGAGUCAAAGUGGCAGAGACAUAAGGAUGGCACCAAUGGGCAUAGGUAUUUCUCUCCUUCCUUGUAGGAGGAUGUGACCGGUGUGCUAUUUAAGGUAGGACAAUGCCUACAAAGCCGAGGUGUGCGGUCGUUGGAUUUUCCGUACUAUGGAUGCUUAUUGACCCCUCUACGAGGGUUUUUGGUCCUCCG